UCCAUCGAGCGGUCGGUCAGUUAAAGCUGCGUAGUCUCACGUUCGUCCCGGGCAGCGGGUUCUCUAGUUCAAGUUCAAGAGUCUCUCAAGUCUCAACCCACAUGCUAUACACAUUCAUAUCACAUUCCUGACCUCGGGCGGGUGUUCUUUAUCUUCGGACCAAAGAAGAACGCAGUCGCGGUGCAUCAUUAGCAUUAUUGUGCGACGCUUUCUCGACUCUCGCGAGUGCAUCUCUAGGGCGGACGGGCCCCGCCGAGUUGGGUGUUGUUCUAGGAGGCGAUCUGCGCCGCAGCAUUUUGUUUGAAGCUCGGUAUCAGCCAACGACAAGUGGAAAGGUGGAUAGUUCGUCAUCAUCAGUGUCGUCAUCCAGUCCGCGGUGUCCAGCAGUGCAGUUGAAAGAAAGAGUGCAACGCAAAGGUGCACACGACAUUCCACGAUGACUCGCACUUGCCGGUUACUUUGGAUCGUUUCGAUCACCUUAUGCCUUACUGCCGUCCAGCUCGCCCAUGCCCAGAACCCCAGAUGCUGUGAGGACUACUGCUACAGUCGCGAUCAUGACCGGAGCCAGUCGAAGCAUUUCGCCACCAAAACUUCAUACGAAUUGAUCCAUGGAUCGUCCUCUAGUCGGGAGCACAUCGUUCCGAACUGUAUUCCGUCCAAGCUUUGGCUGCUGAGCCGCCACGGAACGCGACUACCGGGUAAAAAGGAUAUCCAGGUCUUACCACAGGCUUUGAACAAUCUUCGUGAAUCGAUUCUGGACAACUACGACAACCGUCGUACGGCUCCGGAUAUCGGUCGCAUGUGCGCAGACGAUUUGGAUCUUCUGCGAUCGUGGCGCUGGGAUCGAAAUAUCUCCGUGGAGUACGAAUCAUUCCUCACCGAUCAGGGAUGGAGCGAUUUGAAGCUGUUGGCCAGACGGGAGAAGGAUCGCUUCAACGAAGUGUUCAACUGGCCUUACGAUAAGCAGCGGUAUUUGUUCCGUCAUACAAAAUCCCAGCGUACCGAAGCUAGUUUCAAAGCGUUUGUGGAAGGUCUGUUUGGAGACGGGGCGUAUAAUUUCAUCAAUGCGGAGCCAGAACCAACUGACGAUACCCUCCUGAAGCCUUACGACUUCUGUCCGGCAUAUGAUGCCAACAAGGACAAGAACAAGCAACCGGACUCCGAGCUGAAUAAGUUUCUGCGAUCACGGAUAUAUUUGCAGACUUUGUCGGAUAUUUCGACUCGUUUGGGUUUCCGCUACAAUUUGAGCAACGAUCAGAUCGAAGCCAUGUGGGACAUUUGCAGGUACGAGCAAGCGUGGCAUCUACAGCAGUACAGUCCCUGGUGCAGUGUCUUCACCAAGAACCAGGUUAACAUAUUGGAGUACAAGGAAGAUCUUAGGUAUUACUAUCAGAACAGUUAUGGCUAUGAGAAGAGUGCUGAUCUGGCUUGCUAUGCCGUUAAUGAUAUGGUUAAGAAUCUGGGACGUUCGGACGGUCAGCAGGUCAUAGCCUACUUCACCCACGAAGCGGAGAUUCAGAUCUUUUUAACAGCGCUAGGUGCUAAGAAGGAUAGGGAUUCGCUGCGGGCGGAAAACUACUACGCCAUGCAGAACCGGAACUUUAGGUCCAGUGAGUUGACCCCGUUCGCGGCGAAUUUGGCAGCUGUCCGGUAUCAGUGUGCCGAUCCGGUAGAACCCGUGAAGGUCAUAUUCUUCCUCAACGAGAAAGCGUUGAUGUUCGACUGGUGUCGAGUUGGUCUCUGCGACUGGUCCGAGGUGGUACGGCGCUACGAGCGAUAUACGAAAGCGGACUGUGCCAAAAUGUACUGCGGUGGAAGUGGGGCCUCCAGCUGGGCGUUGCAUUGGACAACUAUGAUGGGGAUCGUGUUGACGAUUGCUGUCGGUCUACUGCAACGAUGAUUUUUAGCUGCCCGACAGUAUUAAUCGGUAAUAAAGUACAUUUUAGGAAAAAAG
Aedes albopictus (Asian tiger mosquito) is the source of this 1954-nucleotide messenger RNA. RefSeq names its product multiple inositol polyphosphate phosphatase 1. The record is from RefSeq and is a predicted model, not a curated record. Lineage: Eukaryota; Metazoa; Arthropoda; Insecta; Diptera; Culicidae. The transcript has 5 exons. Gene Ontology annotation, molecular function: inositol phosphate phosphatase activity; acid phosphatase activity. Bases 437 to 1900 code for a protein of 487 amino acids.